Molecule: messenger RNA, 1122 nt
Organism: Letharia columbiana
Lineage: Eukaryota; Fungi; Ascomycota; Lecanoromycetes; Lecanorales; Parmeliaceae
Exons: 1
Coding region: 1-1122 (373 amino acids)
Biological process (GO): negative regulation of transcription by RNA polymerase II
Cellular component (GO): nucleus
Molecular function (GO): DNA-binding transcription factor activity, RNA polymerase II-specific; RNA polymerase II transcription regulatory region sequence-specific DNA binding
Source: RefSeq, a predicted model, not a curated record
AUGUUCAUUACAUGCGAAUGUCAACAUUUGAAGCAAGAGGUGAAGUGUAAUGCUUCCAAGACGAGCGAAGGAAACACCGGGAAGAGUCUGGAAUGUGACGAUGAGUGCGCAAGGCUUGCCAGAAAUCAUAAGCUGGCCCUAGCGCUCAACAUCGACCCAGAGGCCCAUAAGGACGACCACAUCCCGUACUCCAAUGACACUUUGAAGAUGUUCCGAGAGAAUGUCAAAUGGGGCCAGACGCAGGAAAGGGAAAUUAGAGUAUUUGCUGCAGAUGAGGCUGAAAAACGGCUACGCUUCAAGCCAAUGCCACCCCAUCAGCGAGCUUUCCUACACUCUCUUUCCGUCGACUUUGGUUUUGACAGCGAAAGUAUGGAUCCCGAACCACACCGCCACGUUGCUGUUUUCAAGACACCACGAUUCGUCAUGGCACCUAUGAAGACUCUCGCUGAGUCCGUCCGCAUUCGUAGCUCCGCAGAGGCUUCUAGCAAUCCCGUAGCAGAGACUCAAAGGAAGUUGCAAGCUAACAACGAAACUUACAAUGGGUUUUUGUUAAGUAAUCCGCGGUUUGGUCUUACGCUAGAAGAAUUGCGCGCAGACUGUGCUGCAAGCUUGGACUCAACGCCCGGCCUAUCAUACGACAUUUCAUUUCUACCAAGCGAAGAGAUUGUCAUCAAGGCUCGACCGGCCUCGUCUUCGACAGUCAUUCAGUCCUCCGCAAUUGAGGCCGCCAUCAAAGCGUUGAAAGCAUCGCUCUCAGCUUCCAUCUCCUCUAGGCAUCUUGCAACUUCGAUCCAACUUUGCUCACUGGACAACUCACUCAACAUCACACGACGAGAAAUGGAUGAUCCCGCCAACAACGGCGGAUGGAGCCAGGUGGCAGCCAAAGCCGCGGCACCUAGGACGGCGCCUAGGCAAACCGUCGUCGGAGAGAAGAGUGUAUACACAGUCCUGGGAAGCAAGCUCCGAGACGCAAAGAAAAAGAAAGAGGAGAUGAAGAAAGCAAAGGAGAGCGAAGUCGUCGUAGACGAUUGGGAGGAGGAGAUGAGGAAGCAAGAAGAGGCCGAAGAGCAAGCCGUGACUGACCCUCGGAGUCAUAAGGAUGUUCCGCAUGCUGGCUCAUGA